AUGUACAACAAACUGUGCAGACCAUCACAAGAUUCAAUUCCGUCGAGAAAUCGAACCAUAACUUUUUCUUACGAUUAUGAAUAUUUUAGUAUUUGCCAGGUCCAAUCGAGUAAUACAUCGAUUCUUCUUUCAUUACUUAAGUAUAUUUCACGCAGAAGACACAAUAUGCAAGCAUCGGGUUCUUCAUCUAUGUUCGUCUUUACGUUUACAUUUCGACUUUUAUGCAUUAUUUGUUGCAUUAUUGCUGUAACGUCAUACAAAAUCAGCUAUCGUCCUUCAAUUGGCGAAGAUCGAAACGAACGGGCUGUAACUGAAUGGCGUUUUCGUCGAAAUUUUUUGCUUCGCCAUCCUUAUCUGGUGCCAGUUCAUCCCGAGAACCUUAUGGAAAAUGUUGAAAAAAAUGAUUAUGGCCAAUUUGACGAAACGAAGUCACAUGAAAAACAGUUCAUUAUUCCUCAACUGGCUCGUCUUCGAAGUGAACGCAAAAAAUAA
This is a messenger RNA of Rotaria socialis, 492 nucleotides long. The record is from the annotation of a GenBank genome assembly. Lineage: Eukaryota; Metazoa; Rotifera; Eurotatoria; Philodinida; Philodinidae.